Messenger RNA from Closterium sp. Yama58-4, 2823 nucleotides. The record is from the annotation of a GenBank genome assembly. Lineage: Eukaryota; Viridiplantae; Streptophyta; Zygnematophyceae; Desmidiales; Closteriaceae.
AUGGCGAGAGCUGCUUUCGUCGAUCCUUUCGCACCAGUAACCCGUAAAGCAGUUUCAGGACCGCUUGCUCCGCUGCAACAGCAACAGCAGCAACGGUUGUCGGUCUCAGGCCCGUUGUUCCAGGAUUCUAGACUCGCUGGUCCCUCGUAUAGCGACGCGGCGCAACACGAGCAGCAACUGCAACAGCUCGCGGGUCCUACGUCUUCCUUCGCUACAACGCCGCUCGCGGAGAUUUGGUGGGGGAUUGCCCCAUCUUCUGAUGCCAUGGCGGUGGCGGAAGCAGUAUGGGGUGCGCAUCACCAUGCAACACUUGCGCCUCAUCCCGCAUCCCCCUCCUUGGCCUCUCCCUCUAACGCUCCGAUUGAAGCCACGGGCGCGGCCGGGGGGUGCUGGGAGUGGGCCGAAGCGGGGGCGAUGGCGGCGGCGGCAGACGAAGAGGAGGUGUCUUCUACAUACCGAGGGGACGGCUCUUGCCCGAACACCCCUGGGUGUAACGGCGAGUAUCCCGCUUGUGCCGGUGCUAUCGCAGGCGGUUUCGACUGCGGUGCCAUCAGUCCGACGGUGUCGCUGCCUGCAUCUGGUUUUCGCGACGCUUCGCUUAGAGCGGCGAAGUGCACGUGUGGUGGCGAGGGAUACAAUCGCGCGAUGUGUCUGUGUGCGAUGGGCGUGCCGCAUCUCGCGGUGCCGCAAGGGUUUGAUGUGGAGGGGUGGACGACGAGCUGCGAUAGCGACAUGGACGGCGACGUCGCUAGCGUCGCAGACGACGAGGAGGGAAGCUGGGGGGAGAGUGAGUGCGGACCUAGCGCGGAAGCUCCAUCUGUUGGUGGUGAUAGCUGGUGUACGUUCUUACCUGACCGUGUCCGGGAGACACCGCAAACCAUGGCCGGCAAACGCGCCGGGCGCGGGUCCCGCUACAUGCGCCGCGACUUUAAGAAGAACCGCCCCAACGAGUGGAUCCGACCGCGCCGCGACGAGCGGUCCGGGCAACCCGGCGCGGAAGGCGGCGAGGCUGGCGGUGCGAGCGGCGGUCCGUGGAAGGCGUUUGUUCUGGAAAAUGAAGCGUUCGAGUCGUAUUACAAGAAGCAGCGGCUGCUGCCGGAGGCCGAAUGGGAUGCAUUCGUGGCCAGCAUGCGCCAGCCGCUGCCCACAACCUUCCGCAUUAACGCCAAUGGUCCGUUUGCAAUGCAUAUCCGAGAUGAGAUGGAGAGGCAUGUGGCCGAGUCGUUCAGCCAGCCGUUAGAGGUGGAGGGCGAGCGCGUGGAGGCGCCACGGGUGCUGCCGUGGUACCCGGACCGGCUGGGCUGGCACCUCAACAUCUCCCGCCAGCAGCUGCGCACCCUGCCCCAGCUCAACAGGCUGUUUGACUUCGUCAAGCGGGAGAACGAGAUUGGUGCCAUCACUCGCCAGGAGGCCGUCAGCAUGAUCCCACCACUUCUUCUGGACGUGCAACCACAUCACAACGUGCUCGACAUGUGUGCGGCGCCGGGAUCAAAGACCUUUCAGCUGCUGGAGAUGCUACACGAGGGGUGCGGGCCGGCACAGCUGCCCUCGGGCAUGGUAGUGGCAAACGAGCUUGACAUCAGGCGGUGUCACCUGCUGGUGCACCAGACGCAGCGCCUCUCCUCGCCCUGCAUCCUCGUUACUAACCACGCCGCCCAACUCUUCCCCUCCCUCUCCAUCUCCUCUGAUGCUGCUGCCGCUGCUGGCCCUGCCCCCGCUGUUGCUGCUGAGGCGGGGAUGGGGGGAGAGGAGAAGGGGGAUAAGGCGGAGGCAGUGGGUGGUGAGAUAAAGGGGAAGGAGCAGGAGGGCGGUGACGGUACGGCAGGAGAGGCGAAAGUAAAGUUGGAGGGAGAGGCGAAAGGAGAGGGGAAAGGAGAGGCGGAGGGCACAGUGAAAGGAGACGGGGAGGGCGAGGGCGAGGGGGAGCUGUUUGACCGCAUUCUGUGUGACGUGCCGUGCAGUGGCGAUGGCACCAUGCGCAAGGCGCCCGAUAUCUGGAAGAAAUGGAACACGGGCAACGGCAAUGGGCUGCAUGCGCUGCAGAUUAAAAUCGCCAUGAGGGCGGUGGCGCUGCUGAGGGUGGGGGGUCGCCUGGUCUACUCCACGUGUUCACUCAACCCUCUGGAGAACGAGGCAGUCGUUGCUCAGAUCCUGCGCGAGUCCAAUGGGUGCAUGCGUCUAGUGGACUGCUCCAACAUGCUUCCCAACCUCAAGCGCUCGCCUGGGCUCAAGUCGUGGAAGGUGAAGGAUCGCUUUGGGUGGCACGCACACUACACUCCGCGUAUCGUGUACCGAGGGGCAGUCACCACUCCAUCCAUGUUCCCAUCUGACGAGCCCACCAUCGCGAGCAUCGAGGCCUUCUACGGCGUGCUGCCCGCCUUCCCCCUGCGCUCGCAGCUCAUCGUGCGCAGCGACGCGCCGAGUCACAGCAAGCGCAUCUACCUCGUGUCGAAGCCGAUUGCGCAGGCGAUUCGAGCGAAUCAAGCUUCGGGGCAGCGGCUUAAGAUGGUGUCAACUGGGGUCAAGCUCUUUGAGCGCCAGAGCACCAAGGACGGAGAGGUGCCGUGCUGCUUCCGCCUGUCAGCGGAGGGUCUGCCCUUCAUCCUGCCCUUCAUCACGCGCCAGCUCGUGCACGUGCCCCCGCGCGACUUCCGCCUGAUGCUCUCCAAGCGCUCCAUGCUGCUCACAGAGCUCUCCGAGGGGGUGGCUAUGGCGCUGGAGGAGGCGGACAUGGGCUGUGUGGUACUUGUGCUGGACCCCAAAGGUGCGUUGGUGGUGGGGAUGAGAGGGAGAGGGGGGGAGAGGAGAGGGACUUCCGCCUGA